AGCUGGCGGAGGGCGAGCUACCAUCUUCGUGCUCCCCUUAGCUCGGAGGAGACGGAGGUGGAUUGGCGACUGUUAUGUGAUCGGGGGGUGGGCGUAACGACAGAAAAAGACUCACAAAUAUCGGGUUUUUCGUCGGUUUGCAAAGGGUUGAAGCUUGCCAUUCGGUGGUUUAGGGUCUGUAAGGGGGGAAAGAUCGCUCAUACAUGAGGCUGACAGAAAAAGAGAAUGAAACACUCCCGGCAGAUAUAGUUCUUCAAACACUGCUGGCGUUUCUCCUAACCUGUUACGGCAUUGUCCAUGUGGCAGGAGAGUUCAAGGACAUGGAUGCGACCUCAGAACUUAAAAACAAAACCUUCGAGACCCUGAGGAACCACCCGUCCUUCUACCUGUUUAACCAUCGGGGCCGGGUGCUAUUCCGGCCGCUGGACGUGGAGACGAAGACGCCCGCCCCGGCCGUGCCCUCUGCCCUCAAGCUCCGCCAGCCCAAGCCCGGCUGGCGUUAGCCGGCGGCCCCCCCCUCAGUACGCCCGGCGGGCUAGGGGAGAGGGCCAGUGAAGGGCGGGAGGUCCAUCGUGCUGGGCCAGCCUCGUCUGCCUGCGAGGCCCUGCCUUCGCCGUUGGAGACUGGCAUGUCGCCGGGAUCUUGCUGUGCGCCACCUGCCGCCAGCGCGCUCGGGGGAGGCGAAACAGGACGGACGCUGCCUAACGCAAUAAACGGUCUGUUGGUUUUCA
Messenger RNA from Rhincodon typus (whale shark), 731 nucleotides. It is a transcript of the gene mmgt1, whose product is annotated as membrane magnesium transporter 1. The record is from RefSeq and is a predicted model, not a curated record. Bases 204 to 503 code for a protein of 99 amino acids. Gene Ontology annotation, cellular component: plasma membrane; early endosome; Golgi apparatus. NCBI's taxonomy places the organism in Eukaryota, Metazoa, Chordata, Chondrichthyes, Orectolobiformes, Rhincodontidae. The transcript is spliced from 4 exons.